CAAAAGUUCAAAACAGCCACACAUCAAAUAUCCUACCAAAAAUAUUUCAUUUUAUAUUUUUAUUUUUCUUCUUUCCUCCACAAUCCACAUUGCACAGCACCAGUAUGGCCUCACUGACUACUUGUACACCUGCGCCGCACUCAAUCGCCGCACUCCGCCGCCGUCCUUCAGCCGGAGUUCACUCCCAAUCCAGCGCCUUCACAACUCCGGCCACCCAUAAUGUACAAGCUCGUCAAAAUUUCAGGUUAAAAAGGGAAGAAAUUGUUGUGCUAGUGAAGAAGAACAGGUUUGGUCUCGUUUUCGCAUCGAAUACGAAUCCUUCACAGGAAUCGAACGACACAAAAGCGAGCAGUGAUGCUUCGGGACCUCCUUUCCUCACGAUUUUGGCUGGCGUGUUAGUUUUCUUGUUCGUAUGUUGGAUCAUGGGAUCCAUUGUAAUGUGGAUUUUUGGCUUGAUAGUUAAUCCACCUCCCUUGAAAUGAAACCAAAGGUCAAUUAUGUUUGUAGGCUUAGUUUGUUCGAACUCGAUUAUUGAAUACUGCUCAUCACUUUUUGUUCCGUUAUCGCAUAUUGUAGUGAUAGGUGAUUGCUUUAGAUCUUUCUUGGCAUCAAUUGCAUAUGAAAAUAUGUAAUUAUCUUGCAAUGGCUACAAUCGUUUAUUAAACGAAACAAGCCGGUCGUCAGCUCGGUUGGGCUCAUUUGAUAAAACGAGUCAAGUUCAAGCUUGAAUGAAUGUCAAUUUAUUUAUGAUGAAUGAAUGUUUAAUCAAGCCAUUUGUAUCAUCCAGAUAAAACGAGUCAAGUUCAAGCUUGAAUGAAUGUCAAUUUAUUUAUGAUGAAUGAAUGUUUAAUCAAGCCAUUUGUAUCAUCCAAUUUUAUAUUUUCGUAUUAUAAAUUGAUUGCUUAGAUUUAGUCUUGAUAUUAUUUAUAGUCCA
This is a messenger RNA of Striga asiatica, 934 nucleotides long. The record is from the annotation of a GenBank genome assembly. Lineage: Eukaryota; Viridiplantae; Streptophyta; Magnoliopsida; Lamiales; Orobanchaceae.